This is a messenger RNA of Fusarium proliferatum ET1, 300 nucleotides long. RefSeq lists its product as uncharacterized. The transcript has a single exon. NCBI's taxonomy places the organism in Eukaryota, Fungi, Ascomycota, Sordariomycetes, Hypocreales, Nectriaceae. The record is from RefSeq and is a predicted model, not a curated record. The coding region runs from base 1 to 300 and encodes 99 amino acids.
AUGUUUCAGAUCCAGAUUCUCCUAGAGCUUCAGUACAUGGACCCAGAGCUGAAACCCAAACUUAUAGCAAGGCUUAUAUCUGGGCAAGAUCCGAUGACUCCCAUCACCACAUGGCUCAACUUCGCCUGGAGAGGUAGCGUGCUGGACAUGAUGAACGAGCCGCUAGUCGACCUCGAGGAAGUCCCGCAAGAAACAAAAGCCCACCAGCUCACAGUCAGGACUGAGGCGCGUAUGAACGACAACACUGUUCCCCAAGCUCCACCACAACCCAAACAGGGGCGGAACAAGAGGAGGCGAUAA